UCUAUUUCUCCAUUCUCAUGCCUGCAGGGGCCUGCAUUGUUAUUUCUAUGCUGCUGGGGACACUUUCAUACAAUACGCCUUUAACUCUUACUGCAAUGUGUCUGGAGCGCUAUGUGGCCAUAUGCAUGCCACUGAGACAUGGACAGAUUUGUACAGUCAAGAGGACCCUAAAUGUUAUUCUCAUCAUAUGGCUAACUGGUUCGAUUCCUAGUUUCAGAGAUUUUAUCAUUGUAGUAGCAACAGAGGCCAAAAACAUUUUAUGUGAAAGAAACCUCUGCAACUAUGACUUGAUGAUGAGAAGUAGUUGGCAAUCGUAUAUGCGGUCGGUAAUGGCAAUGUUGUAUUUUGGGGUCAUGUUAGGCACGGUGGCUUUCACAUAUGUCAAAAUAAUGAAGGUGGCAAGAACUGUAUCAGCCGACAGUUCGGCCUCCAAAGCUCGAAACACAAUUCUCUUACAUGCCUUUCAGCUUAUGCUUUGUUUAGCUGUUUUAGUUUCCCCUUUUGUGGAAAUGGAAAUAUUCCGAAUAAACCAGAACAUUAUCUCACACAUAAGGUACUUUAACUUUAUCAUCUUUAACAUUUUGCCAAGAUGUUUAAGUUCAUUUAUUUAUGGUGUACGGGAUGAAAAAUUUAGGGCAGUCUUUUUGUUUUAUGUUACAUUUGGGCUGGUGAAAGUGGUGUUGAAAAUGUCAGUAAAAGCAGGUACAGAUCAUUUUUAG
Messenger RNA from Erpetoichthys calabaricus (reedfish), 719 nucleotides. Its product is annotated as odorant receptor 131-2-like. Lineage: Eukaryota; Metazoa; Chordata; Cladistia; Polypteriformes; Polypteridae. Gene Ontology annotation, biological process: G protein-coupled receptor signaling pathway. The record is from RefSeq and is a predicted model, not a curated record. Gene Ontology annotation, molecular function: G protein-coupled receptor activity. Gene Ontology annotation, cellular component: membrane.